AUGUUGCGCUGGGGAAUUCUUGGUACUAGCUUCAUCUCCGACACGGUGGUCAAGUCGAUUCUCGCUAGCCCCGGUUCACGCAUAACUGCCGUCUUCGGACGCAAUGAAGCCCGUCUCGAGGCUUUUGCCGCAAAGUACAACAUCGCCGCCAAAUAUCAGGACCUGGAAGCUCUGAUUGACGAUGCCGAGGUCGAUGUCGUCUAUGUCGGCUUGCCUAGCCAUAUGCACUCUUCCGCGGUGAUUGCUGCCGCCAAGAGGGGUAAGGCCAUUCUCUCGGAGAAGUCUCUCGCAACAACCAUGGAGGACUCCCAUGCGAUGAUUGCAGCUGUGAAGGAGGCGAACGUUUUCUUUCUUGAGGGACUCAUGUACCUCAGUCACCCUCUGAUGGAGAAGGUUGCCUCCAUUGUUCAGUCCGGUGUUCUCGGCUCAAUCAAGGGCAUGUCGGGUUACUACGCCGCCAACAUCUGGAAGAAGGCCAAUCCUUUGGGUAUGGGUACCAUUUACAACCUGGGAUGCUACCCAGUUUCCCUUGUGCACUUCAUCAUGGAGACUGCGUUUGGACCUGAGGCGUUUGAAAAGAGACAGGUUACUGGUAUGGGCAAUUUGUCCAACGAGGGCAGUCUGCAUGCCCGUGACGCUUCCCUCAAUGUCCGGUUCGGCAAUGGCGUCUUGGCUACAGUCCAGUCAACCGAUAGCUUUGGUAACGACUUUUCCUUUUCUAUUCAAGGCGACAAGGGUGUUCUGCGAUUUAGGACAAAUCCCUGGCUGCCACUGGCAGGCGACAACAUUAUCGAGAUUAAGACCUAUGGUGGUGCUACGGAGGAGAUCAUUGUUCCAGCCCAGAUGGAUGCUUUCGGACAUCAGGUGAAGCGUGUAGAAGAUUGCAUCGCCCAGGGUCUCAAGGAGGCUCCGAGGCCAUCGCCAAGCUGGUCCAAUUCAGUUUCAAUUAUGGGCUUACUCACGGAGUGGGAGAAAGACAUUUUGGAUCGAAAGGUUUAG
Messenger RNA from Trichoderma virens Gv29-8, 999 nucleotides. RefSeq lists its product as uncharacterized. Gene Ontology annotation, molecular function: nucleotide binding. The coding region runs from base 1 to 999 and encodes 332 amino acids. The record is from RefSeq and is a predicted model, not a curated record. The transcript has a single exon. Lineage: Eukaryota; Fungi; Ascomycota; Sordariomycetes; Hypocreales; Hypocreaceae.